AUGGAUCCGAUGCAUCCCGUUCCCUCGUCAUACACUGUACUGUGCAGUGCUGCCGUACAGGGGCAGUCGGAAGUUAUCCGUGUGCUUGUCGCCGCGGGGGCCGACACAGACCUGAAGGUGUGCCGUGAUGGGAGGAAAGGAGGGGCGACUCACGACGCUUCUCCCCUUCUUCUGGCAGUUGUUGGUGAACAUCUGGAAGCGGCACGUGUUCUUCUGGAAGGAGGUGCGGAGGUGGGAGCGAAGAACUUGAACGGUCUCACCCCGCUCCACGUCGCCUGCCUCAAGCCCAACCCCGAAAUGGUGUCGUUGUUGCUACGUUGGGGGGCCGACACAAACGCCCGGGACAGGAAGAAGAGGACUCCAGAACAAAUCGUAGGCAAGCCUUUGCCUCGUUAA
This is a messenger RNA of Ectocarpus sp. CCAP 1310/34, 396 nucleotides long. NCBI's taxonomy places the organism in Eukaryota, Phaeophyceae, Ectocarpales, Ectocarpaceae. The record is from the annotation of a GenBank genome assembly.